CCUCACUACUACAAGACUUGACAUUAGUUUUGCCACUCAGCAACUAAGUCAGUUCAUGUCAUCACCUUCCAGCAAUCAUUACAAAGCAGUGUUGCGUGUCCUUCGUUAUCUCAAAUCUGCUCCUGCCACUGGCCUCUUCUUGCCUUCCAAAGGUACCUUCCAAAUCAAAGCUUUUACUGAUUCAGACUGGGCAGCUUGUGUGGAAACACGUCGAUCAACUACAGGGUUCUGCAUCUACCUUGGAGAUUCACUAAUUUCCUGGAAAACCAAAAAGCAACACACAGUGUCAAGAUCCUCUUGCGAGGCAGAAUACAGAGCUUUGGCAUACACAGGUUGUGAGAUUUAGUGGAUACUAUACCUGCUCAAAGACUUACAAGCAUCCUGUUCAUCACCAGCUGCUCUGUACUGCGACAAUCAAAGAGCAGUUUAUAUCGCCAAAAAUCCCUCCUUUUACGAACGAACAAAACACAUAGAAUUGGACUGUCAUUUCGUUCGUGAAAAGCUUCAAUCUGGCACUCUCAAGCUGCUUCACAUCUCUUCAGUGCACCAGUUGGCAGACAUCUUCACCAAACCGCUCUCCCCAUCUCCAUUCCUCUAAUUACUAUCCAAGCUUGGUGUGCGAAACAUAUGCCCACCAACUUGUGGGGGAGGGGGGGGGGGUAACAGAUUGAAAAUAAUUUCAAUUGCAACGGUCAUCAUCGCAGCGACGACGUAUCAUCCCUAGCGAACUGUUUCUCCUUCUGCUGCGUCGUUUCAUGAGUCAACCCACUUCUCAAACGAUGUUGUUCUAGUGAGACACUUUUACUUGUUGGAACGAUGUCGUUCCCUUCUUCUUUCGGCUGUACUUUGCUUUAGGUCCAAAUCAUGUAAUGUUUUCCUUUCCAAGCUACCAAACAAACCAUCCAUGGAGCUUGUCCUGUAAUGGUUUUCAACUGCCUAAAAGAGGCAGAGUUUCUAAUGAGAAAGACAAGUUUUAGGGUCUUCACCUCACUCCAUGUUCUUUGUUACCCUCGUAGACAGAAUAUCCGGCAGACGAGUAGCCUUCGUCGGAAUAGAAUGCUGAGGCGAUUCACACAGAACUCCACUACUGGAAUUGGAUUCCAGUACAAAGCAGUAAAUUGAAUGACUCUCGUACAAUCAAUUCACUCAUAUCGAUUGAAGAAACUCUAGCAACCUAAUCAGAUUUUAUCUAUCAUAUGUUGAAGCAAAAAUCAAAAGAAGUUUAUAAGGAUUCAAUUGACUCAAUAAGCACACUUCGAUCAAUUAAAACCAAACAGUACAUCAUCCCAAAAGUCAUUACAAUCAAGGUUCCUAACACAUGAAACUAGGGUUCUUCAUACCCAAGUGAGAGAAAGGUUUACUUCAUAGAGAGAGAGAGAGAAAUAGAAAUCAGAGAAAUCAUACUCAUAAUGAUGUAUAUGAUAAGCUCUGGAAUGUAAAUCUUCGCUCCAAGGUCGAAAUCCACACUUGAAUGGUGAAACCCAGCUCAAAAUCGAUCCCAGGGCUUGUUCUUCGUCCUUUCUCUCUCUAAAACUCUGUUUUUGCUCUGAAAACUUGUUUCUCCCUUGUUUGGCUCGAAACAACUUGUUUAACCCAACAAUAGGCAGAACACGGGCAAGGACACGGCAGUAUUCUGCUCAAUCAGCCGGUGUUUUGAAUUCGUCACGUGGGAAACUUAAUCUGGGCGCAGGAGGAUUACACGACCGCUUCUGAAAACAUGGUUGUGCCCCGUGAUGAACACGCACGUGUUUUGGACUCAACGCGCCCAUGUUUUGAAAUCCUCAGCAGGUGCCGCGAACCAACCUUCGACAUAAUAAACACGAUCAAGGACACGGUUGUGUUCUCGAAAACGCUGCCCGUGUUUUGCUCAUGUCUCGACAUCACACUCGCAAUAAAAAGCACUGGCGUGCCUCGGGCGAAACACGACCGUGUUCCUAAGGGAAGCUGCCCGUAUUCCUCUCCAGCUUUGCCGAAUGACCUCCAAACGACCCGAAACUCGCGUCUUGGCCUUCCUUUAAUGAUUAGGACCUGAAAUGUGACAAAAGAGCACAAUCCAGCGCAAAAUAGGCCAAGGAAACACAUAUUCGAGCCAAAGCGGUUAAGAAACAAGGGUGCAAACAUGUGCAAAUAAGAGGUUAUCACACCUCCAGGUCACUCCCAGAGUCGACACACCGGGUCACUCUGACUAGUCAUGGGGUCAAUCACUUUAAGGCACCCUUGGAGUUAGUCACUUCAGAUCACUCAUGUUGCUCUUAAGGUUAGUUACUCUGGGUCACUAUGUAGCCAGAGGUUCCCCAAGUUAAGGUCAUAAAGCUUCUUGAAGGUCAAUGAAGCCCAAGAGUUGUA
This is a messenger RNA of Linum trigynum, 2346 nucleotides long. The record is from the annotation of a GenBank genome assembly. NCBI's taxonomy places the organism in Eukaryota, Viridiplantae, Streptophyta, Magnoliopsida, Malpighiales, Linaceae.